AUCAAAAUGUCAGAAAUGAGCAAUAAUGUAUAUUGUCAUAUACGCGGUAACAUUCGCGUGAUCUUUAAUGUUACUCCGUGUAUUGCGUAUCACUUCUCGCGCUGUAUUCUCUAUAUAUCGUGAAUGUGUGUAUGCACCACCGUGUUGCCGUUGUUUCUUGUAUGGGAAUCACAUUUAUUACCGAUCACGUAUACACAUAUUUUCAUUCGCAUUACAUGCGUGUGUAUGUUUGUGCGGUGUAAUGUGCAUGUGUAUUAAAAGUCGCUUGCAAUCCAGUCGAGAACGGAAUCAAGGGAGCGCCUUUCUGUGUGCUCAUCGUGAACAAAAAACCAUACGAGUAUUAUUGUGAUCGCUCGCGUAUGAUGCGAGUUUCUAGAAGAUUUACGUGUAUUUUGUGUGUGAUAAUAUACGUUUUCUCUGACAAAUAAAUUGUGGUUUUAUUAGUAUACUACGUCACAUCGGUUUCUAUGUGUGUCUAUCUGUUACCGCAAACUGCGUAUUGCAUGUUUGAUGGAAAUCAUUGACCUCGCGAGCAGUUGACCGAGUUUUACGUUCGUAGAUUAAGAAAAAGAAUUAUAGUUUUAUUUAAACUGAAAAUUUCCUUUUUGGAAAAUUCAAAAUUUUAUGUUUUAUUUUGAAAUAGUUCUCUCUAUUCCAUUUGAAUUCCAUUUAAAUCACUAUAAUAAAAUUCGUCAUAUAUAUUCGAAAUAUCGCAACAUCUAGAUCCAUUCUUUCAGCCAUUUGGUAUAUGGUAAGAUCUCGGUAAGAUCUACGCGUUCAAGGUCACAAAACAAGUAGCCGGCACGUAAAGUGGUCGCAUGCACAUGCACGUUGUAUACGAUACGCGAUACUCGUUUCCUGACCAAAAAUAAUAGUUCGUCGAGCGCGCACAAGUCGAACCGGCCGCUGAUCGAGGUCAGGUUCUUUUGCAUUCGUUUAUUCGUUCAUUCGCUUGCUCAGUUGCUCGCGUCUGCGAUAAAUUACCAGUGACACGCGUAAUCUCGACCCUUUCGAUUCGCCUAGUGACUGUACUAUAGUGUUCUUUCCAAUUGUACCGUUCGCGCUUACUUGCUCUCUUGCGCGCGCUGUUUUCUGUCUUUGUUGUGUAUAUAUUCGUGAAAUACGCUUUCGGUUCGCUCGCACGCGACUCCGUGUAUGGAAGUGUGGAGCAGCGUGAAUGUUGUGAAACGAAGGUGAAGAAAGAAGAGAACCGACGAAGAUAAAAAGAGAAAGAAAAGAAAAGGACAAUAACGUUACAGGAGUAAAGUGAAACGAUAUUGAGCGGGAAAAGCAAACAUAUAGAAAAGGAAAAAAGUAAACUGAUGUGUGAGUAGAAGGGCAAGUGGAACUUGGAGUAAGAUAAAGACAGACGCGAACGAGAUAGAUCGAAAAUCAUUGAACGGUAAAAACACGGCUACGAAAGGAAAUUAAUACUACGAAACAGUUGACGGGAUAUAUCUAGUAGAAAAAAAAAGACGGUUCUUGAUGCGUAACGCGGUUGGAAAGGCCUGACCAUCGAUUUGUCGUCCGUGAAUCUAGUGCGCGUUUGAAAUCGGGCUAGUCUCGCGCGCGCGUGUGUGUUACGUGCACCUAAGCGAACGCAGCCAGCGAGGCGCGCGGACGGACGAGAAAAGGAGGAAGAGGUGGCGGUGGUGGAAGAGAGGGCGGAGAAGGAGAGGCGGUUGAACAGGCGGGCGGAGAGAAAAGUUCGAGAAGCGGCAAUACCAGUGCCAGCCAACAUCAACAACAUCACAACAACAAUAAUACAGAUCGCCGCGGUGUAUACAAGGCUGCUGCUCGUGGUGUGCGUUCUGAACGUUUAUCGCGUUGUGUGUCGCCGCGCGCGACGGUGAUCAUCGGUGUGUGUACCGGGAUUGCAGAGAAAGAGGUAGUGAACCGAAGCCGCCAGAAUUACGCCAAACCGGGGAAAUAUGAGCAUUGCUGCCCUAUUACAGGCCGCCGAGUAUAUUGAACGAAGGGAAAGAGAAGCUGAACAUGGCUACGCUUCGACGAUGCCGAUGCCCGAUGAUAUGCGGACGGUCACAAAAAGGCCAAAGACGAAAAAAUCCCAGGGCAGCAGGACAACUCAUAACGAGCUGGAGAAAAAUAGGAGAGCUCACCUCAGAAAUUGCCUUGAAAAGUUGAAGGUGUUGGUUCCGUUAGGUCCGGAAACCUCGAGACAUACCACGUUGGGCCUCUUGACUAAGGCCAAGCGUUUUAUCAAGAGCCUGGAGGAGCGCGAGCGCAAGCACGCCGUGCACAAGGAACAGCUGUCACGCGAGCAGAGGUUCCUGAGACGACGGCUGGAGCAGCUGACGAACCAGACGGGCCUGCACGGGUUGCACGGUCUCCACGGCCUCCACGGGCUGAGCUCGAGCGCCCCGACCGGUUCCUCUUGUGGACCUGGAACCGCAGCGGCUGCAGCUCUUCUCUCAAAACGGCGCAGCGUUUCCGAGUGCUCGCUUGGCACGGCCUCGUCAACCAGCUCCACGGCCAGCUCCAGGAACUCCGACAGGUCUGCGGGCAGUCCCUCCGUCUCGGAGUCCGCUUUCUAUGAAGUAGAUGUAAUCGGUUAUACAAGCAAUCAAUCGGACACCGAUGAUCACAGCAGCGUGCAAAGCAGCAGCGACAGUGGCGUCACAAUGUCCACCUCCAGGCUGACCCUUUCCGAAAUGAUGGACAAUCUUUAGACAAAGAGGUGGCGCGGUGGCGGCGGAAGAACGUGGAGGGGGAGCAUUUGAAGGCGAGGAAGAGGAAGCGGCGGAGAAAGAUUGUGCGAGGGAUGCUGGACGAGAGGGACGCACGAGGGGCGAAAAAGAGGCAGGGGAGAAGAGAAGAGAGCAAUCUGAGCGUACGAGGUAUCCAGUUCGCAUACACGCAUCUACGCACCACCCUUUUGGUCUACUUCGCGAAAGGUCGCGGAACGCGCGCCGCGAUACUCUUCGCCAAGGAUAAGACGUUGAAGAGGCGACAUCAUCGGCGUGUACGCGUGACUAACUUGGAUAGUGUUUGAAGAAGAAAGGGAUGAAACGGAAGAAAUAGCAAGAAGAAUGACUUCGAACAAUCGGCCGAAGGUAGCAACGAAGAUACGAGAGAAACGAAGAAGAGGAAGCAUGACGAAUAGUGUGAAAUCUUGGCGCAAAUCUAUCGACGUCAAACUAACUGUCGCGAAAUGGGGUGGGGAGAUUGACUUUGAACAAAACCACCUUUGUAACACGCAAUAGAAGAGAAAAAGCGUUCCUCGUGAAGACGAGAAUUAUGAGGAGGGAGCGCGGGGAACGAGCUGCAAGCAUCAUGUGUAAAUUGUCAAUCGAAUAUUGUACAUAUUUUUAAGGGAGACUAAAUUUAUCGAGUGGGAGAAACGGGAAAUUGGAGGGAUAAAUGGGAAUGAGAAGCGAAUUCCCAGCGUUUCUUCCUCGAUGGAAAGUGUAGUAUCGUGGAGUAUCGGUCGGUUCGUGUGAACGCGUCGAUUUUUCCGGAAGAGAUCGCCCUGAUCGAGGAGCCACGAUUGGAGGAAAGAUGAUCGAUCGAACCAUUCAGGAUUUGAUGGAGGCUCAUCUUUCUCAUGCCUCUGAUCGAUUGGCUUUGGAUCGAAAUUCGCGGAGAAUCCUUAAGAACAAAGCUUGCGCUGAUGCAAGAGCGUAACAGCCUCGUUGCCACUUCCAUCACCAUACCCAAAAUCUUUUGUCGAUUCUUCUUUUUCACAACGAUGAUCGACCCUCGUUUUAUGUCUUUCUCGUCUCGAUUCGACGCGAGGUUUCCGUUGGUACGGGAAUGAGUUGUUACGCAUUCGAAUAACGGGAGACAAGCGUGAACUGCAUGAAACCAUGAGGAUAGAGAGAGAAAAAAAGAAUAUUCGCCGCUCUAUCUUUUCGAGGAUGUAUUAUUUUGUCGCCGCCGAUGUCCGCUUCGAUGAUCGCGGGCAGUCGUCGAUUUGAUUUCUCGAGGUUAUUGUAUUUCGCUUUCGACAAUGACACAAGGAGUGAAGGUGUCCGCUUUUUUGUUUCAAGCGUCGUGAAAUAAUUCAUGGACAACUUUGCUCUUUUCGAGUGCGAAAAAGAGAGAAGUUUGUUAAGGAUGAAUACGCGUAGGAGAGCAAUGUUUUCACGAUAGUUUCACGACGAUUCCUGAUUAACUAUCCUUCGAUGAUCUAUCGAGAGGAUCGUUAUUGCGAAUGCCUUCGGUGCAUACCUCUGAGGAAGAAGAAUCUUCAUUUCCGCCACAUUGUACAGGCUCCGUGAUCGUGAAUACGAGAGAAAAAAAAAAAAAAAAGAAAAAAAGCAGAAAUAAAAACGGAGAAGAAAUAAAUUGAGAAGUAGAAAGUUCGUUUAUGAAAGAAAGAAAGAAAGGAAGAUGUUUAUAAAUUGCGAAGAGAAAAAGAAAGGUGGAGAAACAGUGACUGGAAAAUAAAGGAUGAAACAGUGUGAAAAGACAUCAACAGAAUUAUUAUCGUUAAUUCCGCCUUUCGAUACAGAUACAAGCAUACAUACUCACAAAAGAGUAAGAGAAAGAGAUGGGGAAAUACAUAGAGAGGGAGAAAAAAACUAUAUAGAAAGAAAGGGAACCGAAAA
This is a messenger RNA of Apis laboriosa (Himalayan honeybee), 4571 nucleotides long. RefSeq names its product max dimerization protein 1-like (gene Mad). The record is from RefSeq and is a predicted model, not a curated record. NCBI's taxonomy places the organism in Eukaryota, Metazoa, Arthropoda, Insecta, Hymenoptera, Apidae. Gene Ontology annotation, molecular function: protein dimerization activity; RNA polymerase II cis-regulatory region sequence-specific DNA binding; DNA-binding transcription factor activity, RNA polymerase II-specific. The transcript is spliced from 9 exons. Bases 1932 to 2690 code for a protein of 252 amino acids. Gene Ontology annotation, biological process: regulation of transcription by RNA polymerase II.